UUAGCUUGACUCUGCGUCUGCUCGGCUUUGAGCGCGGCCGAGCAGGAGAGAGUGGCAGUGAAUGUAUUCGCGGCAGCAUUUAGCCUCCAUAAAAAAUCCCCCCAACAUACUAGAACCGAAAGAGACACGGCCGGACCCCGCUGCUGAUUCCGGCGAACCCGACUCCCUCCCUGGACUAUGCUAGAACCCGAACCCAGGCUGCUAACGGUCCGCUGCGGUGACGACAAGAGGCUUAUUGCACAUCUGUAGAGCAGAAUGAGGGCAUCCGCUAUUCUUCGCCGUGCUUCUCCCUCCGCGGUGUAGCGAGACGCAGGGUGACACUAUUUUUAAAUGUGUCGCUUUUAGAAAUCCUCGCAAGGAAAACCGAGGAGACAGAACCCGUGGAAAUUCGGCGAAAUCCCUCCUCCCGACCUGUGGCCCCCGGAGAACAGUGAAGUCAUUUGAGAAGUCACCGGAGAAGACACGUCUGAAUCAUCCCGUUAGAUUCACCGCUUUGAACGAAAAAAAUCCUCCCCCUUUUUUGAAUCCUUACAUGGUUUUGUCCUUCUGAUCGUUCGACACCAACCCUCCGUGGGCACUAACCCGCACAAGGAUGCCGGAUCAAAUCUCGGUGUCCGAGUUCCUCUCGGAAACGACAGAGGAUUACAACUCCCCGACCACAUCCAGCUUCACCACCCGGCUGCAGAGCUGCAGGAACACCGUCAACGUGCUGGAGGAGGCUCUUGACCAGGACCGAACGUCCCUUCAGAAGGUGAAGAAGUCAGUGAAGGCGAUCUACAACUCGGGUCAAGAUCACGUCCAGAAUGAGGAAAACUACGCCCAAGCUCUGGACAAAUUUGGUAGCAACUUCAUCAGCCGGGACAACCCCGACCUGGGCACAGCUUUCGUCAAGUUCUCCUCCCUCACCAAGGAGCUGUCGGCGCUGCUGAAGAACCUGCUCCAGAGUCUGAGCCAUAAUGUGAUCUUCACUCUGGACUCGCUCCUGAAGGGAGAUUUGAAAGGCGUGAAGGGGGACAUAAAGAAGCCCUUUGACAAAGCGUGGAAAGACUACGAGGCCAAGUUCACAAAGAUCGAGAAGGAGAAGCGGGAGCACGCCAAGCAGCACGGGAUGAUCCGAACCGAAAUCACCGGCGCUGAGAUCGCCGAGGAGAUGGAAAAGGAACGCCGCCUGUUUCAACUCCAGAUGUGUGAGUACCUGAUCAAAGUAAAUGAGAUCAAGACCAAGAAAGGAGUGGACCUCCUGCAGAACCUGAUUAAGUAUUACCAUGCACAGUGCAAUUUCUUCCAGGACGGCUUGAAGACGGCAGACAAGCUGAAGCAGUACAUUGAGAAGCUGGCAGCUGAUCUCUACAAUAUCAAACAGACUCAGGAUGAGGAGAAGAAGCAGCUGACCGCCCUGCGAGACCUGAUCAAGUCCUCCCUCCAGCUGGACCAGAAGGAGUCUAGAAGAGACUCGCAGAGCAAGCAGGGCGGCUACAGCAUGCACCAGCUGCAGGGGAACAAGGAGUUCGGCAGCGAGAAGAAAGGCUACCUGAUGAAGAAGAGCGACGGGCUGAGGAAGGUGUGGCAGAGGAGGCAGUGCUCGGUGAAGGGGGGCAUCCUGACCAUCUCCCACGCCACGUCCAACAGGCAACCCGUCAAACUCAACCUGCUCACCUGCCAGGUGAAGCCGAGCGGCGAGGACAGGAAAUGUUUUGAUCUCAUCUCUCAUAACCGGACAUAUCACUUCCAGGCUGAAGAUGAACAAGAGUUUGUCAUUUGGAUCUCGGUGCUGACCAACAGCAAGGAGGAGGCGCUAAACAUGGCGUUCCGAGGCGAGCAGAGCAGCGGCGGCGAGGACGGACUGGAGGACUUGACUAAAGCCAUCAUCGAAGAAGUGCUGCGCAUGCCGGGCAACGAGCUGUGCUGCGACUGCGGAGCUGCAGACCCCAAGUGGCUCUCCACCAACCUGGGCAUCCUCACCUGCAUCGAGUGCUCGGGCAUCCACAGGGAGAUGGGGGUGCACAUUUCCCGAAUCCAGUCCAUGGAGCUCGACAAGUUAGGGACCUCAGAACUCUUGCUGGCCAAGAACGUUGGGAACAGUAGCUUCAACGAGAUCAUGGAGGGAAACCUCCCCCAUCCUUCCCCGAAGCCCACCCCCUCCAGUGACAUGACGGUGAGGAAGGAGUUCAUCACCGCCAAGUACGUGGACCACAAGUACGCCAAGAAGACCUGCACGUCCGCGUCGGCUAAGAUGAUCGAGCUGUUCGAGGCGGUCCAGUCCCGAGACCUGCUGGCUCUGAUUCAGGUCUACGCGGAGGGGGUGGAGCUUAUGGAGCCCCUCCCAGAGACGGGACCAGAAGCCGGCGAGACUGCGCUGCACUACUCCGUCCGGACGGCGGAUCACACCUCGCUGCACCUGGUGGACUUCCUGGUGCAGAACAGCGGUAACCUGGAUAAGCAGACGGAGUACGGGAACACCGCCCUGCACUACUGCUGCAUGUACGAGAAGCCCGAGUGCCUCAAGUUGCUGCUGAGGGGCAAGCCGGCCACCGACAUCACCAAUCAGAACGGAGAGACGGCUCUGGAUGUUGCCAGGCGACUGAGGAACAGUCAGUGCGAGGAGGCGCUCGUCCAGGCCGCAGAGGGGAAGUUCAACCCUCACAUCCAUGUGGAGUAUGAGUGGAGUCUCAGGCUGGAGGAGAUGGACGAGAGCGACGACGACCUCGACGACAAGCCCAGUCCCAUCAAGAAGGACCGCUCCCCGAGGCCGCAGAGCUUCUGCCACUCCUCCAGCCUCUCCCCCCACGACAAGCUCUCCCUGCCGGGCUUCAUCAGCCAGAGGGACAAGCAGCAGCGCCUGUCCUACAGCGCCUUCACCAACCAGAUGUACAGCGCCUCCACCGACCUCAGCUCCUCCCCCGUGGCGGACGGGCCGCCGCUGCCCCCCAGGAACCAGGGCAAAGCUCCUCCCCCAUCCGGCCCUCACUCCACACUCACGACAGGAGGCAGCUCCACCCUGUCCAAGAAGAGACCUCCGCCCCCUCCUCCUGGACACAAACGCACCCUGUCUGACCCACCCAGCCCUCUCUGUCACACUCCACUCAGUAGAGGGGGCUUAUCCGGGGGGAGCGACUCCACUCCUCCGCCGGUCAGUAAGAUGUCUCCGGUUUCCAACAAGUUUGAAGGCAUUCCUCAACAGCAAAGCACUACUUCAAGCAACACAAAGUCCACACUUGGUCCAAGGGUUCUUCCCAAACUACCUCAGAAAGUGGCGUUACGUAAGAUCGACACCAUCCAUCAUCCGUCUGUGGAUAAGUCCAGCCUUCCUCCAGAGGUCUUCCAGAAGUCCCCCCCAGCAGACCCGCAGAAGGCUCCGCUGGCAGAGAGGCCUCAGCUGGGCGACCUGCCCCCCAAACCGCAGGCGUCUGACCUGCCCCCCAAACCCGGAGAGCUCCCUCCAAAGCCGCAGCUGUCCGACCUCCCGCCGAAACCUCAGCUGGGAGACCUGCCGCCAAAGCCACAGCUCAAAGACCUCCCGCCCAAGCCGCACCUCGCCGACAUCCCCCCGAAACCCGGACCGACCGAACCCUCCCCCAGGCCGCCUCCCGGAGAGCCCACUACACCCAGGCCUCAAACGCAGCCGCCCCCUCCACCCCAUCAGCAGCCUCAGGACUCGCCGUCACCCAAUCAGCAGGCAAACGUAGGGAUCUUGCCUCAGCAGGCCGCAGAGGACGCCAACGGGACGUCGCCCGGCACCACCGAGAUGCCGGUCCCCCUGCCCAGGAAGAUCAACACCGGAAAGAAUAAAGUGCGUCGGGUGAAGACGAUCUACGACUGCCAGGCCGACAACGACGACGAGCUGACCUUUGUGGAAGGAGAGGUGAUCAUAGUCACGGGAGAGGAGGACCAGGAGUGGUGGAUCGGGCACAUCGAAGGCAAUCCGGACAGGAAAGGGGUCUUCCCCAUGUCUUUCGUGCACAUCCUGAGUGACUGACGACAGACUUGCACUACGUCUCUCCCAGAAAUGGGAGAUCCUGUAAAUUCCUACCAUAGAGUUAAACCCCUUGUCGAACGACAAGCGUCUUGAAGAAAAAAAAGAAGAAAAACUAAAACGUGGAUGAGAACAUCCGCGCUGUACAAAGAAUGUGUGUAUUUUUCCUCUACCAGUAUUAUCUUAACCGUAUAGCAUGGCUGAGACCAAGCCACUCUCGAAACCCUAGCACUUACCUUCAAAAAAGUCUAUGUUUAUGCUGUUCCUGUGUAUAUAUGUAUGUAAAUAUAUUUGUGUGUGAGUGUAUAUACAUGUUUGAUUGUAUAAAACAUGUACCACUGCUCUCUGCCCGUCACAUUUUAAGCGGCAGGUCUGGAUUGGACCUGCGUCCGUUUUACCGACAUCAGCUGAUAGUUCUGGAGAAAGGACAUGAAAUGUGAAUCCGUGUCUUGCAUCCCUGUAGUGGACUGAAGAGGCAGCAGUCUCCCCACUGAUGAAGAAGAAGCUCCAUUCAAUGUUCUCCCUGUUCUUGCUUGCUUUGUGUGUAUUAUGGUUGUUUUACCGUAUAGAACCUGCUGCUACUGUGUGGUGGAAUAUCAACGCCUGUGGUUCACUAUAGGUCACUAAUUUCCCUGUUACACUGUUCACUGUGUGUGUGUGUGCGCGCUUUGUGUGUGAACUCAUCUCCGCGGUCCUGAGCUUCUCCGUGCAUGGUGGAACAAUGACUGGAAUGGAGUGGAGCGUCCGAACGCGCUCGCCUCAGGGUUUGAAGAGCCACUAUGAAAGCAGGACUCCAAACACUUCCUGCUCUGUAAGCCACUAUCAAGUACGGGACACUCCAGAGGACAUCCCAGCAAUAACUUGAUUUUCUGACGAGCUAGAAGCUUCACAUCUUCACAGUUUAGUGUCUUGUAAACCUCAUGAGCUUGAAUUUGUUUGUUUUUGUUUUUUUUAAUCAUUCCAUGUUACUGGAUUCAUGACGGUUUGCCUGUGAACCAUCUCUUAGAUGAAGGGCAGAGAACUGACCCCUUUUCACCUGGUCCUCACAGACCUGCAGUUCUUCCCAUGUUAAGGAACAAACCCAUCAGAUCAUUAAAGUGCUGUACUUAAA
This is a messenger RNA of Oryzias melastigma (Indian medaka), 5084 nucleotides long. It is a transcript of the gene asap1b, whose product is annotated as ArfGAP with SH3 domain, ankyrin repeat and PH domain 1b. The record is from RefSeq and is a predicted model, not a curated record. NCBI's taxonomy places the organism in Eukaryota, Metazoa, Chordata, Actinopteri, Beloniformes, Adrianichthyidae. Gene Ontology annotation, cellular component: cytoplasm. Gene Ontology annotation, molecular function: protein binding; GTPase activator activity. Gene Ontology annotation, biological process: positive regulation of GTPase activity. The transcript is spliced from 29 exons. Bases 593 to 3976 code for a protein of 1127 amino acids.